Molecule: messenger RNA, 1627 nt
Organism: [Torrubiella] hemipterigena
Lineage: Eukaryota; Fungi; Ascomycota; Sordariomycetes; Hypocreales; Clavicipitaceae
Source: the annotation of a GenBank genome assembly
CAAGACCAAUCAUACAAUAUCUAUUAUACACACACACAUACCACAUACUAUCGAGUUAUGUUUACUCCUCGGAUCAAUCGAUGCGUAUCCGCCAAGCGUAUCCUCCAGCGCGGCUUCAGCGCAACAACCGCCAAGCGCAUGACGCCGCAGCAAAUGGAGACUAUCAAACUCACUAUACCGGCUCUGCAGCAACACGGCGUGGCUAUCACAACACUCUUUUACAAGAACAUGUUGCGUGAUAACCCGCAGCUGCGCAACAUGUUCAACAUCACCCACCAAAUCACCGGCGAGCAGCCUGCCGCGCUUGCUCAUGCUGUCCUGGCGUAUGCUGCCAACAUUGAAAACCCGGCGGUACUGUUGCCCGUGGUUUCUCGCAUUGCGCACAAGCAUGUCAGUCUGGGAGUUACCCCGGAGCAGUAUGCUGUUGUUGGGGAGAACCUCCUUGGCGCGAUCCAGCAGACUCUUGGUACGGCUGCCACUCCGGCUAUUCUCGACGCAUGGAAAGCCGCGUAUGGCCAGCUCGCAAAGAUCUUCAUUGACUUUGAGGGCGGCUUGUACGAAAACGCUCAAAGGACACCUGGAGGUUGGAAAGGGUGGCGCAAGUUCGUCCUUGCUGCGACGAAGCAAGAGAGUGACGACAUUGUCUCGUUCCACUUGUCUCCCGUGGACGGACAGGCCCUUCCAGCCUUUAAGCCCGGUCAAUUUGUCAGUGUGCGAUGCUAUGUGCCUGAACUCAAGGCGUACCAGCCACGACAGUACAGUCUAUCGGAUAUUCCUAACCAGACACACUUUCAGAUCUCGGUCAAAAGAGAGCCUGGGUCUCAUGUUCAGCCGGCUGGCCGAGUGUCCAACAUAUUGCAUCGGGGACUCGCUGUUGGCUCAGAAGUGGAAGUCAGUAUGCCAUUUGGCGACUUUGUGCUUGAUACCACCGCCACCACGCCUGUCGUAUUGGUAAGUGGUGGUGUGGGCCAGACGCCAAUGAUGACCAUGCUCAAGACGGCUAUUGCACAACCUACCAAGAGAAAGGUGGUCUAUGUACACGCUGCGAGAAACGGCCGCGCACAUGCCAUGAAGGGCGAACUUGGAGCCGUCAUGGCGGCACGGAGCGAUAUUGAUCGUGCCAUCUUCUACGAAGAGACCACGGACGCUGAUAGACAGGGUGAGGACUAUGACCACGUCGGAAGAGUGGACAUGGUCAAAAUCAAGGACACGGUCCUUUUGCCCGAGGCCGACUACUACAUAUGUGGUCCGGCGCCAUUCAUCAAGGCGCAAUGUAAGGCGCUCAAGGAUAUGGGGGUGGCAGAUGAAAAGGUGCAUUCAGAACUCUUUGGAUCGCCUACAGAAUGAACUAAGCAGGCUUUCUUGCUGUUGUAUUUAUAUUUGUAUUUCUAAGAUAGACUGUAUUUUGUAUUAUAUUGGACUUGUAAAUUAGACAUCUCCUUACAUAAUAUCUAUAUCCGAGUCAUUAAUACCUAGAAUAGGCAUCGUUGCCUCAGACGAGUUCAUCCAAUAUUCUUUGGACCAUUUUUUGCUCGUUAUUAACUGUCCAUGCAUAGUAACCCGCAGGUCGACAAAACUACAUGCCGCACCCAAAUAUGGCCCUGGGCGAAGGAAAAAUAAAAAGGAG